Molecule: messenger RNA, 213 nt
Organism: Trypanosoma grayi
Lineage: Eukaryota; Euglenozoa; Kinetoplastea; Trypanosomatida; Trypanosomatidae
Exons: 1
Coding region: 1-213 (70 amino acids)
Source: RefSeq, a predicted model, not a curated record
AUGGCCUCGACCAUCGCCUUCUCGCUCGCCGACUUCUGCGUCGCGUCCACAUCGUUGGUAUGUGUGCAGUUGUGGAUGAUGCCGUUCAUGUCGAGGUACAGGUUGUCGACGGGCGGCGGGCAGUCGCGGAAGGGCGUGAUGACGGACGGGCAACGCUCGGCCACCCAGCGGAAGAACUUUGGAACACCCAUUGCUUCGGCAGUCUAUCUAUAA